This is a messenger RNA of Aspergillus campestris IBT 28561, 1368 nucleotides long. RefSeq lists its product as uncharacterized. Lineage: Eukaryota; Fungi; Ascomycota; Eurotiomycetes; Eurotiales; Aspergillaceae. The coding region runs from base 1 to 1368 and encodes 455 amino acids. The record is from RefSeq and is a predicted model, not a curated record. The transcript has 2 exons.
AUGCUGGACGAAAACCUCCCCACCUUCUAUGUCAAGCCUGGCAAGAAAGAAUCCCAUGCCUCGACGGUUUACUUCUGUCAACAUGGCAACGAGCCAAACCCCGUCUACACCCUACGGUACCCCGACCCGGCCUCCCCCUCUUCUUCCAACCGAUACGCCAUAGCCUUGGUCGACCCAUUCGUUCCCGAUGUCGUCUACGGCGAGGUUCUCCUCGCGCCUGAAUUCACUCAACCCAGCCUGUCCGCCGAUAGCAUCCGACAGAAUGGCGGAGUGGCCCCGCCCCCAGAACUCAUCAUCCCCACCCGCUUUACCGUCCGCCUCUACAACCCAGACCAGCACAUCACGGUGCAGUUCAAGCCGAAGUCGUGGAACAGCCCGGCGACAUGGACGUUCGAGAUGCCACAGCAGACCUUCCGGCAGCCGUCGAGCUCAACGCUUGAUCAAUCCCGCAUCGACCCCGCCACGGCCGACACAACCCCGAAGCUGCGGUUUAGCUGGCGCCGGGAUAGCAAGCUAUCUAAGGACCUGACGUGUUUGCUGUCGGGGAAAACGGCCACAAUCCCAGAGACGAAGACGAAGAGCAAGGAGCCGGACAUCACUGUGUCGAUCUUCCGUAGUCUGCGCGAACUGACCCUCUACGAGCCCAACCUGUACCGCGUCGAAAUGGAGGACUUCAAGGGACUAGAGGUCGUACUCCUGCUCGGCGCCGUGACCAUCCGGGACGUAUUCUUCGAAACCAUGAAGGACGCCUUCCACUUGUCCAGCCCUAAGCCCACCAAUGCCGCGUCCGCAAACAAACCGCUCCCCAACCCCAACGGAAAACAACCACAACAACCACAGCCCGUGCCCGCAGUAUCCGGCGGACUGAAAGGGAAAGCCCCGAUGGGCACCACGACCUCCAACCAACCCCCACCACAAAUCAGACAACCACAACCCAGUCGCGAAGAAGAACGACGGCGACGAAAAAUGAAAGAAGAGCAAGAGCAAGCACGUCGCCGGCGCCAAGAAGAGGUUGACAAGGAGACGCAGCGACUGCAGCAGAUAUACGGACGGGAGGAACAGCAGGCACGGGCGCAGGCGCGCACACCAGGCCUACCGCCGCGGCCGGCCGCGCCACCCGUUCAAGCCAGCACCCGGCCGCCCCCACAAUCCGCCGUUCCACCCCGCGGGGCGCCCGCCCAGCGGUUCUACCACCACCAUCACCACUCACCGUCAGUGCCGCAUAUCGUGCCAGUAUCGGGCAGGCCACAGGGCACGGCAGCGCGGCCACAGCCGACGGUACAGCCGAAAAAGAGCAGUUUCUUUGGAUUCCGCCGCCCGCCUUCCGACGAGGGCAAAUUGUCGAAGAAGCGGAGCUCGAUGUUUUAA